This is a messenger RNA of Enterobius vermicularis (human pinworm), 2850 nucleotides long. The record is from the annotation of a GenBank genome assembly. Lineage: Eukaryota; Metazoa; Nematoda; Chromadorea; Rhabditida; Oxyuridae.
AUGGAGUCAAAAAGUGAGAAGUUAGCUCAAGCUCGCAAAAAGGCAACUUCUAAAUUAUCAGAGGAAGCAGCAGAAAACACAGGAUUAAUUGCAGAAUCUGCUCCUUCCUUCAAUCACGAUGAAAAAAGAAGCCCAUUUGAAUGGUUGCACCAGUCGUCACCUGAUCGAGAUUCUGUCGAGCCAAGCGAAGGAUUUAGAAAUAGUGAUCACUGCGACCUUUCUACAACGUCGGCUAUAGUAUCAUUAGAAAAUGGAUUAGAAGCUAAUAAUGUUGCUGAAGAAAGUACUUCUGAGACACCUUUAAUUACUGCAGAAGAGUAUCGUCGAGUAAACGAUGCACUCUCUGAAGCCUUACGGGAAAAGGAAACGCUUUCGACUCGCUUAGUCGAACUAAACCAACAUUACUCAGAAAUUUAUGCUGCGUAUAAUGCGUUAGUCGCUACAGUCCAGUCUGGCGGGUCUGGAGAUUCUGAAAUUCAAACUCAGUUAACACAACUCAGAACUGCGAUGAGUGUAAUUGUCGAGGAAAAAACCUCUUUGCAGCAGAAAUGCAGAGAGGCUAACGAGGUUGCCCAAAGAAGUAUGGAAGAGUUAGAAGCUUUUAAGGGUAUUGUAAAAGAUAAGACAAUGUACAUUGCGUCUUUGGAGCAAGAAUUAGGUGAAAUUAAAAGAGGGAGUGAGGAGUCGGGUGCAGUGAUACAAAGGCAGAAAGAGGAGUUGGAUAAAACCCGUAAAGAAGUAGUUUCUCUGCAAGCUAACAUCUUACACAUACAACAGGAUCGGAACGAUGCGCAGGAAAGGUUAAAAUUCUCAUUGAAGUCGGCAGAACAGUUGCAAGCUGAACUGGAUGAAACCCAAAAACAGUUACGCAUGAAGGAUUUGUACAUACGGCAGCUUAGUUUCUAUUCAGCUUCUGCGACAGUUAAUGAACAGGACAUUCAAAAUCUUCACAGUGAGAAUGAAAGACUUAAUGCACAAAUAGUGGCCGCGCAGAAUGAAGCAGAUCAGUAUAGGAAAGAAGCCCAAGCGGCUCGAGAACAUUAUGAAGCUUAUGGAGCUGAAUUGAACCAGAAAGUACUGUCUUUGAGUAAUCAGCUUGAUGAAGUGAGCAGAGAAAAGAUGAUUCUACAAGACAGGCUUCAAACUUUAGAAGAGGAAAAGUGUACGCGUAAACCAGGGAACGUUGACAGUAAUUAUGCAGAAGUUCCUAAAAGUGAAAAUUUGCAGGAGACAACAGAACAUUCCGCCAACGAUUCCACAAAAUUAUUGGAAGAAGUUGAAAAUUUAAAAGUGCAAACAAGUGAAGCGCAGCAGAAAAUAAAUGAGUUGGAAGCUACAGCAUCGGACUAUGCAAAGCAUUGUGCUGAGCUGGAAAAAGAAUUGUCUGUUAAGGUAACGGAGCUGGAAGCAACCAACAAAAACAUGUCACGGCUUCAGAACCAAAUAGAUGAACGCGAAAAGGCAUCUCAAGACUUUUUUCGUCUGUCUACCGAGCUGCAAAAUGAGAAAGCAACUUUAUCAAGAGCUAUUGCGCAAAAUAGGGAGCUGAAGGAGCAGCUAAUUGAAUUACAAGAUAAAAUGAUCUCUUUAUCUACUAAGAAUAUGGAAAGCGAAAGCGAGAGGCUCACCGGUCUGCACACCAUAGAACAACUAAAAGCAGAAAUUGCUGCUAUGAAAGGAUUAACAUCGUUAAACGGUGUUUCCGAAGGAAGUGGUUGUGAUAAAACUGUAAGCGAAGAAACUUCGAAAGUAUUUUGUGACAAGACCCAAAAUACGGAACAGGUUGAUAUGCUUGGUGCUUCUUCGUCUAAUGAUACAGGAGUUGCUGACGAGGAUAAAGGCAUAAAGGCAGAAGAGAGAGUGGCACAGCUAGUUUCCCAGAUAGAGGAAUUAAGGUCUGAAAAUCGGAGAAUUAUUCAACAGAAUGAAGAGCUACACAGAAUAAUGGAACAGAAUGCAGAAGACGAAAACCAAAACAAUAUCCAUGUUGAACUUGGUCAAGCAAUAGAAAGAAUAGAUACGUUGUCUACUGAAAACGAACGUUUAAGAAAUUUGAAUCAAGAAUUACAGAAGACUCAGAUAAUAACAAGGAACCCAGAAUUGUCGUCGAACGCUGUUAAAGGUGAUGAGCCAAAGGAAGAAGUUAAUGCAGAUUUUGAAGGCCACUCUGUAUCAAGUCCGUUGGAAAAGCCAUUUGCGUGGACAGAGCUUGAGGCCCGAUUUGCCAAGGUAAUGCGACAAAACGCAGAGUUAACUGAACAAAAUGAACUGCUUGAUCAUAUUAUUCAACAACUGCAGUGUGAAAAUGAUACAAUUGGUGAAUAUGUUACUAUUUACCACCACCAAAGAAAGCUAAUACAGGAACGUGUUCGAGCUAGAGAUGAAGCUGUUGCCAGACUUUCGCUUGAAAAAGAGCAAAUGAAGCAAAAAUUGAAUGAUUUGCAAUCGGCAGUUUCACUCCUUUUUUCAUCAAACGAUUCAUUCAAUAAAUUGGCAUACAGGUUGAAUGGUGCCUCUAUGCAUACUCCGAACCAUCCAGAAAAACCGUUAAAUGACUAUGCUACGAACGAAUACCCUGAAGAAGCUAAACAAGAUAAUAAAAAUUCAAGCUGUCCUGGUCUUGAGUGCGUCCCGCACCCUCAAGAAUUUGAAAACGGAGCUUUGAGUAAAGCAGAAACUAGUAAUGAAAAUCCAGUGGGUCGUGUGGCUGAGGAUACUGGAGAAGUAUUGGAGGAUAAGAUUAUGCGUUUAAUAAGUGAGUUGCAGGAUAUGGAGCAAGCACGUAUGCAUCCGCCUUGUGCCAUCAAUAUAUGUUGCAAAGAAUGUCGUGGCAAACUGAUUACGCUGUGA